Molecule: messenger RNA, 1926 nt
Organism: Soboliphyme baturini
Lineage: Eukaryota; Metazoa; Nematoda; Enoplea; Dioctophymatida; Soboliphymatidae
Source: the annotation of a GenBank genome assembly
AUGUUCAGGUUGCUGUUCAAGGUUCGUUUUCAUUUCCAGUGCAUCAACGUUCGUUGCUAUUGUACACCUGAGGUCAAUCGCAAGCUGACGCUUCGUUGGAGCAGAAGAAUGAGCGAGAACCUGGCCGAACUCUCGAAACUGUACGUUUUUCACGAUAAAGCGGAGAAUGUUUUGAGACUGUUGUUCAAGUACCCGGUGAACGGUAAACAACAAUGCUUGUUGUUCAUGCGCCCAACGGAUGCCUUGCUGAUGGAAACGCUAGAGAGAGUGAAACUGAAGAUCAACUGUGCCGAGAUGAAGUGGUUGGCUAAAACGUCUCGGGUGAACGACGAGCAACUGAACAAUAGUUUAUUGGCUCUGGACGACGUGAUGGUCAACAACGCUGCCGGGAUGCCGUUGGACUUAGGGCUGACCAACGAAGCAGCAUUUGUCAUCAGUGGUAGAUCUCUAUGGAUCAGGAAUCAGCGGUACGAUAUCGUCGUGGACGUGCCGCACGUCCAGAAGUUACGAUUGUCGUCGAGACUGUUCGUUGGUCUGCCGCUGUUUCCUUCGCUGAGUGUUGCGAACACCACCUUCGACCGUUGCAAGUUUCUGUGGUUCGUCAGAGAUGCGUCGUCGGAGCCGCUGAAGGCCCUUAAACAUUUGCAUGUAACGAUCGACCACGAAACUUUGCGUUGCGACAUUCCGCGCUUUACACUAAGAUGUGAAGAGCCAGUGUUCGUGCCUUCAGCAGAAGACAUCGGCAAACGUGUAUGUAUCGUUUGCCUACCGAUGAACGAAAAUGGUUCCGUCGGCCUUGCUUGUGCUCAAUUGGCGACGGACGUCGUUGAGUCAGGUCCACGGACGCUUAUCUUCGACGAGAGACUCAAAUUGUGUUCAUCGCCUUGUAAGGAUGACUCGUAUGCUCUUUAUGGCAAAGACAACGAUCAUAUGAUCACCUCGUGCUCUUCUAGAUAUCGUUUCGUCUCCUACAACAUCCUCGCUGACUUAUAUCUCGAUCUCAAGACCGACAGUGAUAGCCUGUUUUUCAAAUAUUGUCCGGUCGAGUUCCAACAUUUUUCUUACCGCAUGCCUUUGCUGCUAAAGGAACUGCCGGGUUACAAUGCCGACAUAUACUGUCUACAGGAGGUUGGUCAGGGGACCUAUUUUGAUGUGCUCGAGCCGUACCUGCGUCUAUUCGGCUUGAAGGGGACGUUCGUAAAAAAAGGGGCUGAUAUUGGCGAAGGUCUAGUGACGUUCUACAAUGAGCAAAAGUUUAGUUUUCUUUAUUCCGACAACAUCGUGCUCGCUGACUUGUUGAUCGGGGAACAUCCGGAGUACAGUGCUGUUCUGACGCCGCUGCUUAGCAAAAAGGAUGACGUUGAAGUGAUGAAGUUGAGGCCUCAGGUUUUACAGAUGUCAUUUUUUAAACUAUGCAAUUCAGAGAAACAGUUCUUUUGCAUUGUUAACGUCCAUCUUCAUUCGAAAGCGCAACAUCCUCACGUACGCAUUUGGCAGACGGCUUUGUCUUUGGUGCACAUGAACAGGGGAUUAGAAUGCUUUAAACGCAAGUAUCCUGAAGGCAAUGUCGCGCUGAUUUUCGCAGGAGACAUGAACAGUCCUUUGGACUCGGCUGUCCAUCGGCUGAUAAAAAAUGGCGCAAUCUCAUCCGACGAUAUUGACUGGGGCACCACUUCAUCUGGAUGUGAUCUUCGGGUUCCGAUGUGUCUGCAUUGCAUUUCUGAUACAGGGUCAUUCACGAACAUAACCGAGAACUUUAGUGCAUGCCUUGACUACAUUUAUGCUAACGAAAAUGUCCAAGUCGAUCGCACCCUGCCAUCGCCUUCUCUAGAACUGGCGACGCGAUACGUCGGCCUACCUUCUCAGAUAGCGCCGUCUGAUCAUUUGCCACUGAUCUGUGAAAUUUCAAUUAAAAGAAGCUCUUAA